Messenger RNA from Protopterus annectens (West African lungfish), 2467 nucleotides. RefSeq names its product G protein-coupled receptor 137 (gene GPR137). The coding region runs from base 703 to 1911 and encodes 402 amino acids. Gene Ontology annotation, cellular component: lysosomal membrane. Gene Ontology annotation, biological process: negative regulation of bone resorption; regulation of autophagy; negative regulation of osteoclast differentiation. The transcript is spliced from 7 exons. NCBI's taxonomy places the organism in Eukaryota, Metazoa, Chordata, Ceratodontiformes, Protopteridae. The record is from RefSeq and is a predicted model, not a curated record.
GUUUGAUACACAUUUCUUAGUAGUAGGUGUUAACGGGUCGGUAACUUGUACGAUAGUUUUGUGAUUUAUUUCGGAAGCAGAGUCGACUGUUUUAGCACUUUUGUAUGAUGAGUUUUGCUCUGAAUUUAGAGUGGCUCUCUCAGUCAGUGCUUGGCACAUGAAUGUUCUGGUGACUGAUAUAUUUUCUUUUUUUUUUCUCUGCGGAAUAUAUGUAAUCACCAAUGUUUUCAGCAUAGUAUGCGGUCAGGAUUUUCCAUAUUCAUACUAAAACGUUUCUAAUACGUAACUAAAAUAUGCGCCUUUUUGCAGAAAUAUAUUUUGGAAAGCUGAAAGCGGAGUUAUUAUUGAUAUCACACACUAUGCGUUUGCACUUUACCUGAGGGAUGUGAAACGGAAUGCUUUUUUUUCCCUUUCGGAUAGUUUUAUUUUAUUUGUUUACUAGAAAGUGCCGGUGAGGAAACUGUUCUGAGGCCUGCCAGGGGAUUUUUUGGGGACAUAAAACGAGUAAAGGAAUUUGUAGACUGACAUUUGCCAUGGCACUUUUUAAGGAAUAUAUACUACUAUCUUUUUGUGGAAGCGCGUCUUAUUUAUAUGGAGAAUUGAGAAUACCGUUGUAGAACAGCACUUUAGCCAAAUUCACAACCACCGUUAUACUUGAAGGCAGGAACUUUUGAUUGUCAAACGAACAGCAUAAACAUCACCAUGGAAGUGAUCAACUUGGUGAAUACUAGUUUGGUUCUUACAACAGUGAAUCCAGAGCCCCUGCGACCGGCAGUACCUCCGUCCGUAACACUGGGUCUUACAGUCCUUUACACUGUCUUGUACGCACUGCUUUUUGUAUUUGUUUAUGUGCAGUUGUGGCUGGUACUGCACUACAGACACAAGAAAUUAAGCUACCAGACUGUCUUUCUUUCUCUUUGUCUUCUUUGGGCAGCACUGAGGACUACACUGUUUUCGUUUUAUUUCAAAGACUGCGUGAAAGCAAACAAUUUAGACCCCUUCUUAUUUUGGCUGUUGUACUGCUUUCCAGUGUGCUUGCAGUUUUUCACUCUGACGUUGAUGAACCUCUACUUUGCACAGGUGGUCUUCAAAGGCAAAGCGAAGUACAACCCAAUAAUGCACAAGAAAUUAUUGGCUGCUCGUGUUGUAUUUCUAGCUCUAAGUGUGGUGUUCUUGCUUGUGAAUUUAACCUGUGCACUACUGGUAAGGAUUCAGAAAACUGAGAGCUGGGCCAUUGUUUUGGUGAGAGUAAUAAUUAAUGACUCCCUGUUCGUGCUAUGUGCCAUAUCACUGGUAUUUUUCCUGUACAACCUUGCAAGAACGUCUCCUACUUCCAAUAUUUAUCUGGAAGCAAAGGGCACAACCAUGUGGCAGACCACCAUUGUAGGAGCAGUUGUUAUACUUCUAUACACGAGCAGAGCCUGCUAUAACUUAGCAACACUGGCACUGGAAACUGGGAAAGGUGCAUUAGACUAUGACUGGUAUAAUGUUUCAGAUCAGGCAGAUCUAAUUAAGAAUCUGGGAGAUAAAGGUUAUGUGGUAUUUGGUAUCAUCUUGUUUAUUUGGGAGCUGUUGCCAACAGCUAUGUUGGUGGUGUUUUUCCGUGUGCGAAGGCCCCCUCAAGAACUGACUAGAAGUGGAAUUAUUAAUGGUCAGAACUUUGGCAGUCGCUCAUAUUUUUUUGAUAACCCUCAGCAGUUUGAAGAUGACAUUGGUACACAGUGGGUAUCUUCACAAGCAGAAAACAGCAGCUUGACUGAUAAUUUCCAUGAUAGCUGGUAUGGCACAACUGGGAGAAGCAGCAUUGAUCAUAACUGGUAUGCGCAUACUCAGACUGCACCACUGCUGUUUAACAAGAACAUUGUUCAAGACAGCCAUCAUCACAGCCUGUAUUCCACACCACAGACUUAAUGCCUUGUAGAUCAGUUUUCUUACAUAUCCUUUCUGCACUGAUCAGGCCUUACGGAAUUGGAUGAGUGUUGUCUCCAACUUUACUUCCUGUUCUGUGGCUGUAAUAAAGUACUGAUCCUGCUCUACAAUAUGGGUGACACUGCUUUCGCUACUGCAGAUUCAUGCAGACAAAAUGCAUUUUGCACCAUUCGAGUGAUCAAUACACAAAGGGGCCAGUAGAUGUUUGCAUUAUGGAUCAUGUCUUAAAUUAUCAGUGGGGGAAAACUACACUUCUAAUUUUUUCUCUUUGCAAUUUCUUUGGGACAGCAACGUCCUUUCAUAAGUUGCCUGCAGUUCUCUUUUACAGACGCUGUAGUCAUCUUUGCUUUAUUGGAUAACCUGUUAACUUCCAAGUAUGUUGUUGCAGUCAAUCAGCAAUACUAUAUUGCAUUUGCACAUUUGUUUAAUUGAAAUUACCUAGGACAGAAGUCCAUAUGGAAGAGAAAUGUUGUAUUCAUUUACUUGUCUGAGAAUUAAAAUUGUGAUGAGUGGAAAUAUAAAGUGUUACUUAAAUUGA